Molecule: messenger RNA, 8616 nt
Organism: Bursaphelenchus okinawaensis
Lineage: Eukaryota; Metazoa; Nematoda; Chromadorea; Rhabditida; Aphelenchoididae
Source: the annotation of a GenBank genome assembly
AUGGGACGGGCAAAAAAUCGAAAAGUUGUCCCAGCUCGGAAUAAACAACAUAUGAAUGUUAAUCUCCGAGAUCACACGGUUAUCAUCGAAUGUCUUAAGCCUUACUUGAGUUUGUUGCCAGAUCUGAGGUCGUUUGGAACGACGAAGCAGAAGUCGCUUCACCUUGCUUUGUAUCAUGUGGGAUGUAGUGCAGCUCAAGCUCUGGAGUCUUAUCUCAAAGAGAAGCCGAUUACUUUGAAGGGAGAUGAUAGUUCGGUAAGUUUAUUGUUAUUUUUGUUUUUUUUUUAAUUUUUAGGUAACAGUCUCAUAGUUUUGUUAGCUGACAUUAUUUUUACGAUAAGACUCAAGAAAAUAAUCAAUUGAAUUUGUUGAAAAAAAUACGUUUUAAAGAUUUUCAAACAACAAGUUUUUGUAAAUUAAGUUGUUGUUUUAGUCGGAAAGCGAAGAACUUCGACUUUUGUUGAACUAUGUUUCUGUGGAGAUGGCCGCUGAUGACUUGAAGCGUGUGUGCAUGGGCGAAGAUGGCAAAGUAUUGUUGAGGGAUGAGCAUAAUAAAAUACUGAACGAAGUCGCUGCUGCUGCCUUGUCUGCAUUUGCUUUUGCCGCAGCUCGAAGGUCAGCAACUCGACAUGUCGAGUACCUGAUGAACCCUACCGCUUCGGUGGACGUCCCUGAAGAAACCGGCUCUCAUACCUCGACGGCCGUCAGUGCUGACCCUAAAGGAGGAGUUUACGGACAUGGUAGUUACGUGGACUCAUUGUUAACUAAUCCUUUCAAUUUGAAACACAGGCGCAAAGGUGGGGAUGAUGAAUAUUCUGAAGACGAGGAGCCUGAAGACGAACUGGACGAUGACGAUAUAGACGAGCAUUCGGAAGAACUUGAGAUUGAUCGAACGGAUGCUUUACUUAGGUUUUGUUGUUCUGUUGGGUACACGGAGCUUGUGAAACAUUUGAUAAGGUUAAGAGGAUCUGCCGAGUACGUUUCAAUCAAGCGGACCUCAAUGUUGAUGGAAGCUUGUUGUGUAGGACAUACAGAAAUUGUGAAGGAGUUACUUGCAAGUGGAGCUGAUGUAAAUGCAGUUAGUUCGACUCAAAACACUCCUUUGAUCUACGCAUCAACGACAGGAAAGCUUGAGGUACGUUUAUUUAUUAAUUUUGUUUAAUAUUCUUUUUGUGGAUUUCAAUAAUUUCUUGCUUUCAGUGUGUAAAGCUACUUUUGGAUAUUCCUGGGUUAGACAUUGAUGCCAGAAACUUGAGUGGACACACAGCUCUGAUGGAGGCCAGCAGUGCGGGACACCUCGAUAUUGUGGAAGAAUUGAUUUCAAAUGGAGCAGACAUCUUUGCGAUUGUUGAAAACGUUGAUUUUAAGGUGAGUUACUUUAAUUUAAACUUUAUUUGAUUUUUAGGAGUCGUCUUUGUCGUUGGCAUCUUACCGAGGUCACGUUGAGGUGGUGAAGUACCUGUUCAGUCGGAUGGAGGAAUGUUCGGAACGAAGCGAAGAGCUCCAUACCGGAUUGCUUGAAGCAGCGAUGAAUGGACAUUACGAUGUAGCUAAGGCGUUGCUUGAUGGCGGAGCUCCAGUGAAUCUACCUACUGAGAACUUUGAAAGUCCACUGACGUUGGCUGCUUGUGGAGGACACCUGGAGUUAGUGGAGUUGUUAGUUGAAAGAGGAGCUGAUCUAGAAGAGCCUAAUGAUGAAGGCUACACCCCGUUGAUGGAGGCUGCUCGUGAAGGAUAUAAAGAUGUUGUAGAGUAUCUUCUUGACCAUGGAGCGAACGUUAAUUCCAAGAUCGAGGAAGGAAUUGAGACACCUUUAACGUUGGCCGCUUCUGGUGGAUAUUUGUAAGUGUUAUAUUAGUUUAGCUAUUGUCAAAGAAACAGUAGAUGUUGUUUUGUACAAUUUUGGUAUAUUUAGCUUUACUUUUUCGUAAUUAAUUGUACAUGAGAACGUUUGAGAGCCGUUACAUAAUUUUGGUAAUAACGUUUUUGAGUCGAAAAUUUGAAAAAUUUAUUACCUAAAUUUAAAAAAUACAAUUUUGAUUUAUCAUUUGUAGUUUAAAAGCAAAUCUCACAUAUUUUUAGGAACGUUGUGCAAAUUCUUGUGAGAAGAGGUGGAGAUUUGUUUCUGGGAGAACGGACACCGUUAUACGAAGCCGUGCAAGAAGGUCACGUUGAGGUUGCGAAGUUUAUUAUUAGUGAACUGAAGAAUACUGAAAAGAAAACUGUAAGUGUUUACUUGAAAAGCGAUACCUUAUUUAAAAUAUUUUUGUGUGUUUUAAAAUGUUACCUAAAACGAUUUAGGAGGCGAUCCAAGAACUCAACUUUGCUUUGGUGUGCGCAGCUGAGAAUGGAAGCCUCUCCAUGUGUAACAUGUUGUUGGAGAAUGGUGCCAGUAAGGAUUGUUUUUCAAAAGAAGGUCGAACGCCGUUGAUGGAAGCGUCGAAACAUGGAAAUCUGGAGAUCAUCGAGUUCUUCAUCGCCAAAGGAGCUGAUGUCAACAAGAACUCGCCGAACAACGAUGUCACAGCCUUGUCGUUGAGUUGUCUGUAUGGCCACGCUGACGCUACCAAGACAUUGCUUAUGCACGGUGCUAAUCCAGAACACACGUUGAAGGAUUCAGUAACGUGUAUUAUUGAAGCAGCAAGAAAUGGCAGUACGGAGUGUGCCAAACUUCUGCUGGACUACAUUGGCAAUCCAGUGCAAAAGGCGUCAACAGCUGUAUGUUCAUCUUACUUUUGUUAAUCAUUAAGUUUACUUUUAUUGUAUUACUUAAAUCUUUUUAGGCUGAGAUUCACAAUCGUCCGAAGAUUAAACCGGUGUCUAAGCUUCAAAACGGAACAGCCCAUUCCAGAGUCAACGAAAAGAAGCUCGCUAAUGAAACUCAACAACUACCUGGACAUCGUUCUGUCACUGACGAUCACAAGCACUCAAAUUGUAAGUUGAGUAAGUAUUUUCUAUCAUCUUCUUUUAUUAUUGCUUUUACUAAAUUUUUAUGAACUUUUAGGUAAUAAAGUGUUACCAAAUAUUUUAAAAAGUUAAAAUUUUAGCCAUAAAGUCAGUCGAAGAGUCUUCGUUGGCUCACUUUCUAUACAACUGUAUAAUUGAACCGAAACGAAGAGAUGGUUGGUCAGACGACGACCUCUUCUACCUCAUGGACAGAAUUGCCACUUCCAAGCUGCUGGACGUCGAUCCCAAGAAGAUUGCUCGGCUACUGAUGGACGAGCAGGAAGGAAAGUCAAAUUACUUCUCGAAUCCAGCCGGUUUGUUAGACCUCAACUCCCUGUCCGAGUCUUCUGGAUGUCCCUCAUGUCAACACAAUCAGCGAGUAGCCGCCAAAACUUCUGCCGUCAACGUCAACACUGCAGCUGUUCUUAAUGCCAUUCAUAAUGCAAGGUCGGGUGCUGAAGAAGCAGCUCGAGUCGCUAACUCAGUGUUCCCUCACGGUGCGCUUCCUCCAGAUUCUGGAACUCUCGGUUCUACAUGCAACACCACUAUCAGAAGGAAGGUGAUUAAAACUCAAGUGGGCGUUAACGAUAAUGUGUCUAAAACAACGACUUCAGGUUGUAAGUUGUUAUAUUUUAUCUAUUAUACUGUGUUUAGUGAAACAAAAGUUGGCAGAGACAAGUGAAAUGAUCAGGUCCAAGUUAGAAUCCCUUUCGGUAGAAGCCGAGUACCUGGCUCAGCUGUCGAGUUCAUCAGGAGCCGCCAAUCCGCCUGCUGGAUCUCUGGAGGAAGCCAUGAUGAAACUCAGCGACCUUGGAUUCUCUUACAAUUGUGAGUUGUUUUCGAAUUGGCAUUGUUGGUAAUUUAGAAUUAAAAUUUUAAAAAGCUGUAUUUAAUAUUCUAUGUAUUUUUCAGCAGCUUCUCAAGGCGUUCCGUCGUUCAACAGCCGUGGCUCUCCAAUUCCUGGUGACUUUCAUUCAACUCAAAGGAAAACGAAUCGCAGUAACGCCUACAGUAAGAUAUGCUCUGAAACCAUCACUACCACUGCCACCAACGGCCGAAUCGGCCGUCGUGUAACAAAGACAACGACUUCCGACAGAAGAACGGCUUCAGUUGGCUCUUCCCUUCCACCGACCUCUGAACUUUUCUCUCGAACUCCUGGAGAUCCACAUGUAGCAAACGUCGUUGAUCUUCCAACCGAAACGAAUGCAGACACCGCGUUAACAGUAGCAUGUGUUGGGGGUCAUGACACGUUGGUACGAUUGCUUAUUGACCGAGGGGCUAACGUAGAACAUAGGGACAAAAAGGGAUUUACACCUUUGAUUCUGGCUGCUACUGGAGGGCACGUCGAGGUUUGCAAACUUCUGAUCAGUGCAGGAUGUGUGAUUGAUGCUCAAUCCGAGAGAACCAAAGACACUGCUUUGUCGUUAGCUUGUUCUGGAGGACGAAGAGAUGUAUGUUCCUAGCGUUUUGAAAUAGAACAUAACUAAACUAUAAGUUAACUAACUUUAAAUUUCAGGUUGUUGAGCUUCUGCUGCAAUUUGGGGCGAACAAGGAACACCGGAAUGUCAGCGACUACACUCCCUUGUCUCUGGCUGCAUCUGGAGGAUAUGUGGAGAUAAUCACGCUGCUUCUGAAUGCUGGAGCCGAAAUUAACUCUCGUACCGGAUCGAAGCUGGGGAUCUCACCGCUGAUGUUAGCUGCUAUGAACGGACAUGAUCAAGCCACUUUUUUGUUGCUAGAAAGGAAGUCUGAUAUCAAUGCACAAAUUGAAACGAACAGAAACACGGCUUUGACAUUGGCUUGUUUCCAGGGAAGAACUGAAGUCGUGAGGUUGUUGUUGAAGUAUGAAGCUAACGUCGAACAUCGCGCAAAGGUGUGUCUUUUAUCUUUAGAAAAUAUUGUUUUAAUGCAACUAUAAUGAGUUUGAAUAUAUUUGUUUUAGACUGGAUUGACACCGUUAAUGGAGGCGGCAAAUGGUGGUUACACUGACGUGGGAGAGCUGCUGCUUCAGGCUGGUGCUGAUUCCAAUGCUCCACCUGUACCAAGUUCUAGAGAUACAGCUUUGACCAUCGCUGCUGAUAAAGGUCAUUCGGCUUUUGUGGACAUAUUGCUUAGUCAUGGAGCUGCCAUUGAUGUUAGAAACAAGAAAGGAUGCACACCGUUGUUUUUGGCGUGUGCUGGUGGUCAUCUGUCUACAGUUCGAAGUUUGAUUAACAAGGGAGCUGACCCCGAUGCUAUGGACAACAGGAAGACUCUACCAGUUGUGGCGGCUUUUAGAAAGGGCCACUUUGAGGUGGUAGAGUUCAUGGUUGAACACGUGACUCAGUUCCCCAAUGAUUCGGAGUGUCUUCGCUUCUACAAAGCCAAUACCGAUCAAGAAGCGGCUAAAAACAUCAAGAAGUGUUUAUGUUUGAUUGUGAAAGCGAAGGAGAAACAAGCUGAGCAAGCUAACAAAGCCGCUGAUGCCCUGCUACAACUACUAGAAGAAGAAAAGAAGCAGGCAAAAGUGAAGGAAGAGACCAAAAAGAAACAAAAGGAAAAGAAAAAGGCGAAGAAACUGGCCAAAAAGAUGCAGGACGUUAAAGACGACGAUAAGGACUUGGAGGAAGAUCAAGGCAGCGAAGAAAUGACACCUACUAAAGAGAACAAGGAAGUUGUGGAAGAAGUCGUGUCAGAAGAAGAACGAGUACCGAUAGUACCAGUAAAUGAAAAACCUGAGCAAAAAGAGGUUCAACAGGCGCCAAAGCAGAAGAGGCAGUCUAGAAGACAGAGGAACGAGAGCAAUGGUAAGAGGAUACUGUAGUUUAAUUCAUUAUAUUUUGAGUUAUUUUUAUUUUUAAAACUAUAUUUUGUUUCAGCUGCUUCAAUCUCCUCUCCUAAAACCGCACCAUUACCGUCAAACGGCGUCUACAAGAACGUUGUUUUACCAACAGAAGACUUAGAAUGGCACAGUGCAGGGAAGAAGCGAGCAGUGGUAAGUUCUAUCAACAAAGUAUUUUGUAUUAUGGCUUGUUUUUUAUCUCUAUACUAUAAUAAUCUUCUAAUUUUAGUCACGUGGCAAAGAGUCUCGAAACAGUAAAGAACGUUCAGUUAAUGAUGGCAACUCAUCUGAGUUUGACGCUAUUUGUGAGAUAACAAAGGACAACAGCAACAUAAUUGAAACCUUGAAUCAGAGUGACCCUAAUUCGAAGAGGAAAAUCUACGCUCUCAGUGUUAAUUCAAAUACCGUGGCCAGGAUAAUAGGUAGGGGUGGGCAGAACAUCAACGCUAUCAGAGAGGCAACGGAUGCUCACAUUGAAGUAGAGAAGAUAGCUACGCGACGAGAGCAAAGUACCCGGACUAUUGCAGUCAAAGGUCCGUACGAUGUGGCCAAGGCUGCUGUCAUAAUGAUCGAUCUUUUGAUCAGGGAUAGCGAGACUCCCGUCAACGACAUCAUCAAGAGAGUCACCCGUUCUCGGUCAAGAUCGUCUACUUAUGCUCAUUCUCAAGCCUUAUCUAGCUACCGAAACACGGUUCCGUCUUCUAACACGUCAAACGUGUCUUCUACUCAAGGUUCGGGUAAUAUUUGGCAGAAGCGAGCGGCUAUUAGACAGAUGAAUCAAGGAAACGAACCGACUUACCAAGAUUCCCAAUCCAGCGAAACCUCACCUCCACCGAACGAGAUUCCGUCUGCUCAGCCUGUGAUUUCAUCUUCGGCAUCGCCAGUUGGAUCUCUCACAGAAAGUCCCAGUCCAGUUCAGAAGUUUGUGGAGAAAGAAGAUCCUGAAGUCGUGCCAAGCACAUUCCCAGCCAAACUGAUAGACGAAGACUUGCGACGGAAAGCUCCAGGAUGUGAUAGACCAACAGCCAAUCAUUUGAGGGAAAUUCAAACGUAAGUCUGCUAGAAAUGAUAGUAUUUAUAAGGGGCAGUUACAGAUUUUUUUAUUAUUUUCAAACUUUUGGGGCCAUACUAGAGAAAGCACCCAACAUAUUAAAGGCACCCAAUAAUGGUUUAAUGCACCCAACAAUCUUUAUUCAAAUUUUAUCAUUAUGAAACGUAGCGGUUUUGAAGAGCGGUGUGGAAGUGUCCAAUUCGUGAAUGGCGAUUGUUGUAGCAAAAACUGAAAAAAAUAUAAUAAGGUGCACGGCUACUGUAAUUAUAUAGUUGGCCACUAUAACUAGAUAGUAGUUUUUAUAUUUAUGGUAUGCUUGAUUUUAAAUUUUUUUAGUAAUGGAGAUAUCUACAACAAUGUCGCCGACCAACCGACCCUUCCAACAUUGGAAAACAAUUUCAUCGAUCUGGCUCGGAUUCUAAAUGACGUUCCAAUGCAGUUGUCUUCAGUAAAUCCUUCAAGCUCACCUUUACUUCCAUCGCUUGCCUCUUUGAAUGGAAGCUCUGGCCAAGAAAAGAAGACUAGGCCAUUGUCCGAGAUCUGGGACAGUCGCGGAAUGGACAGCAACACUUCCGACUCGUUUGGUCUCAACUUUGGAACUAUGUUUGGAAGCAGUGUGACCGAUCCCAAAGCUUCUUUCUGGCUUCCUCCUCAAUCGAAGAACGAUUCCGUUAGAGAUGACACUUGGCUUGGCUCUUCAGGGGCCUCUCUGUUUGGAGCUAUUGGAAGUGACAAGAACGGAUCUCAGAAAGGAAAUCGACCACAUUCGUCCACCGACUGGACUAAUUCUAUUCCAAAUCCAUCAGCUUCAUGGGGACAAGGUCAGGCUUCUCAGUGGUCCACGUCUCCAAAGGUACCUACGACAAACGGGACUCAAUCGAACAAACAAAGAAUGACAGGAUCAACAUGGGGUAACGAUGACAAGAUCGACGUCUUCCAUCAAUUGGCAGCACAACUUGGAGAUGCAGCCGAGAAAGAAAAGCUGAAACAAGGAGCUCAACAAAUCUAUUCAUCGUACAACCAAGUCGAUGAUAGAGUAGGUGUACUUUUAUGUUGCUAUGAUUUUACAGUAGUUUACGACUUCAAAAGAUUUUUUGUAACCUAUUCUUACAUUUUUAGUUUGGUGCCCCUGCAUCUCGCCAGUCGAUGCCGCCCUUAUCGCAGCCAGCAACAGCCGUAGCCAACCAUCCUACAGUAAUCAAAUCUUACUUGGAUAGUAUGCAGCAGUCUUCUAAUGACAUCAGCUCCAUUCCUUCGAACGCACCAUCUUUCUACAAUCGAAUGUCUUCCAGUCCAUCACAACGCCAACACUAUGGAAAUCGACCGGUCGGACCAUCACCUGGCCAGAUGUCUUCACAACAGGCAGGAUUGUUCUACCCCAAUCAACGAUCCAUUCAGCCAGGAAUGCCUCCACCGCCCUCCUUCGUCCAGCCUCCACCCGGAUUUCAGAUGAACCGCCCUUCUGGACAGAUAGGACAGCCGCCCCCUCCGCCGCCGUUCUUCAGUUCUCAAGGCAAUCCUCGUCAGAAUGCGGUUUCUGGGCCAUUUCCGAGAAACGGUAUGAUUGGAGGUAAUGCGCCACAGCCUGGAUUCCAAGGGUAAGGCUUCGACUUUUGAUAGUUUUUACCGUGUUUUGAUGUUUUUUUACAUUUUUCUAAUUUCGUGUAGUAGACUGAUAAUACUUCUAUGUUUCAGAGCCAACUGGACCAAUUACCCGAACAGCAUGAACCCUCCUCUUCCCAAACAACCUUUCAAUGGUUCUGCUCCACCUUCCCAAUGGAACUCGUGGAACUACUGA